AUGUCUGCUCCUGCAGGUGAGUUAUCCAUGGGCGAGCUCCAGGAUCCGUUCCUCGUCAGCGUCCACCUCAUCGUUGACCCCGGACAGGGAAAGUUCCUGCAGCGUGCUGCCGAUGCCGUGCUGAUGUGGGUUCACCCCGAGCUGCAGCUCUUCAGGGUCUCGGAGCGGGCGUCCACCUCCAAACAACCUUCAACAAAGCGUCAACAAAAUGGCAGUCCGUCUGCAGCCGGUCAGCCAGCUAUGGCGGUCAUCCUCUUCCUCCAGGAGAUGUACGGCAGCGAGGAGCACCUGCUGAUGCUGCACCGUGCCCUGCAGAGGCCGCCCUGGCAUUACCAUCACACUGAGAGAGUGAGCAACGGCCACCGUAUGCUUCCACUCACCCCCUGCAGUCAGGACUUUUUCACCCUGUCUCCGGGAACGCCACUCUGGGCUGUGCGGCAGAUCCACUACGGCAAGGAAAUCGUGAGGUUCACAGUUUAUUGCAGCUACGAGAAUUACGUGGACAUGGUGCGGCUGUAUAAGCUGCUGCUUCAGCGACGCGUGGCGCAGAAGAAGGAGGACUUCUGCUUCUUUGUGGUGUACUCCAACCCGGACAUGGAAAUCCAGCUGUCGUUUAAGAGGCUCCCGCGGGGCCAGAGUCCGACAGCGCUGGAGUCAGCCGUGAUGGAGGUGAGAGUAUGGGAUGUUGGAAGGCUGGUUCCCCUUCUGCCACUCCCCUGUAGUCCAAUCAGUGAGGUCCGCUGGCAGACGGAAGACUACGAUGGGAACAAGAUCCUGCUCCAGGUUCAGGGUCCGUACCCGAGACACGGACAAGAUCCCCGUCACAAAUCCUCCACGAUCACUGACCCAGCCUCGGCUCCGUCCUUCACCCGCGGCGUCACCUCCUACAGAAACCGCCGCCACAGUCAAAGGGUAGCGUCGCGUCCAAGAGGACACCAAACCUCCCACGCCUCCCUCCCUCUGGCCUGCGAGGAGCUAGAUGAGCCGGAACAGCAGCACCCGGAAACCUUCCAGUGGCGAGGGGGGCACUCCGGCUCCCACUUCUCGCUCCCCAACCUGGGCUCAGCCGUUUCCCACUCUGCCUGCUCCUCACCUGCUCCUCCUUCUAAACCUCCCACCAGGAGCUGCUCCCUCAAGAGGAGCCCCUCUCUCACGCAGCCAUUCCGGCUGAACGUGGACACUCUGAUUGGUGCAGAGGAGACAGAUGUGGACACGGGGGACAAGGUGACCAGCAGCGUGGACCUGUCGGUGGUGUCAGCGUACAUCAAAUCGAGCCUGCCGCUCACCCCUCGCCCACUGUCGGCCCCCCCAGAAGACGUCAGACCUCCUCUUUCUCCGUGCGUUCUGGAGAACACCUACAAGUCAGCCACACUGGGCCGGACUCCAAACAGCCUCUCCAUCAGGAGCUACGCUCCGUCAGGGUCGCAUCCCCAGAGCGCCAGCACGAGCGCUGCUCCGUCCUCGAGCGACGUCUCAAUAAACCUGUCGGACAGCUGCAGCGUGAUCAGCGCACCGGCUGAGAUGGACCGGCCGGACGAGGAGCAAGAGUUCUACAUUUGA
Molecule: messenger RNA, 1560 nt
Organism: Nematolebias whitei (Rio pearlfish)
Lineage: Eukaryota; Metazoa; Chordata; Actinopteri; Cyprinodontiformes; Rivulidae
Product: protein FAM124A
Exons: 2
Coding region: 1-1560 (519 amino acids)
Source: RefSeq, a predicted model, not a curated record